Nothobranchius furzeri (turquoise killifish) is the source of this 3495-nucleotide messenger RNA. It is a transcript of the gene hbegfa, whose product is annotated as heparin-binding EGF-like growth factor a. NCBI's taxonomy places the organism in Eukaryota, Metazoa, Chordata, Actinopteri, Cyprinodontiformes, Nothobranchiidae. Gene Ontology annotation, molecular function: epidermal growth factor receptor binding; growth factor activity. Gene Ontology annotation, biological process: epidermal growth factor receptor signaling pathway; positive regulation of cell population proliferation. The record is from RefSeq and is a predicted model, not a curated record.
AAUUAACAGUAAUGUUGUUUCAUUCAUUACUGUAAAGCAGUCAAGACACUGUUAAAUGACUUUAGAUAAAACAUUCAUUGUAGAUAACACAGAACAUUAUUGUAAUCAACCGGUGAAAUACAGAAAUUAUUUAUGAGACUAAAUGAGAUUAUUUUAGUAAAGUAUAAAGAGUCACACUGUCACGUCCACGUCUUGUGACCUUGUGAGUGCAGCUCCCUGUCAACAUGAGAUAGUUUUGAUGGCGUAUCCAUGGUAAGGGCGAAAACAGACAACUGUUUUGGUAAGAAGAAGAGCACAAUAUUCCCAGCAGAAGAAACGGGCUGGAUACUUCAGGUGUGGUGACCUCUGCCCACCGGUAGAGCAGGUUGCCGACAUGGCCUUCUGCUACAUUACACUAAAUAUUGGAAUAGAUUGUUUUACGUGUAUGUUACUGUAUAUUUUUCAAUGUAUUCCAAUAUAUUGUUGUUUCAUAAGAGGUGCAUUUGGAGUUUGUGAGCACUCUGUUUGGAGUGGUCAUGGUGGAUGUUCUGCUGGACACAUACCAGCUAAGUUUGAUCACCUUUUGCUGUUUGCUGACUAAAAGACUUAUGUUGCCCAGGUAAAAGGAUCCUCAACUGCAAACACAGGCGACUAUUCUGCUGAGGCUACAUCUCAUAUUCAUCUGGAGAGGAUCAGACACAGUUUGGGGGGUUCUUGUCGGACGCUCAUUUAUCUUUUACUUUGGCGGUGUUCCUGUGGAUAAUUAUUUCUGGUUGUUUCUUUUGUUUUUCUAUGUGAAUUUGUUUUUGUGUUUGAGUUUGAACUGAUGUCACAACAUUACCGGUUUUACAACUGUUAAUGAAAAGAUCUUUCAACGUAGUCCGAGUCCAGACGGUGUAGUUCACAAUUUACCCAGAUGGUGGCGCAGGCAGACAGCAGUUUUGAACUUGCUACCUGAUGAUUGUUUUGUCCUAUAAUUUUAUCAGUGACAUACAAUUCAUCAUCAUCAUCAUCAUCAUCAUCAUCAUCAUCAUCAUCAUCAUCUUUAUUUGUGCAGCACUUUUAACAAUGCCAAGGAUAGCCAAAGCGCUGAGCACUACACACAUAAAAACAUUUGCUGAAAAACAACUAAGAUUAUUAAAACCACUACUACUAAAACAAAAAGAGCACAGGGGCACAAAUGAGAAGACAACUAUACAUGUGCUGUGCACUGAUUCUCCUGUUAUAUAUCUGAUUAAUAUGAAUACAUUGGAAAAUACUGAAACAGCAGAGUGAUAAAUUAACGUCAAGGCCUAUUAAAACAAACAGAACAGAUACACACCUGCACUUUAUUAUGUGUUUUUUGUUUAUUUAAUUAUUUUUGCUGUUCUCCUUCCUUCUCUUUAUGAAGGGCGGUCAAAAUGUGGCGGUGCAGUUUGGGCUUCAGAAGGAGGCGGGCUCUGUAGGAGGCAUAUAACUCCUCCUGGGCUCCUUCCUGCUCCUCUACACAGGCCGGGACGGCAGACACAGCAGCCCCUCUCACUCCCAACAACUCACGAGCACGCGCACUUAAAGUGGCUGAAAAGAUUUAGUAAAAACUUUUUUUAAAUAGAUGAAAAGGGAACUUUAGCAGUGGGCGGAAUACAUCUUGUUUGUGAUUUUUCUGAACGUAAGUCUGUUAUUUAUUACUGGAAGUUUGGACACGAUGAGGAUUUUAGUCGUUGCGUUCCUGCUUGUUCAAGCCUUGGUGGUGUCCAGAUUAGUCAGUGGUGCUGCGGUCGACAGGCGUGUGAAUGACCGGCAGCGACACACAUCCGUUUUCAAACUGCUGGACACGACUAGAAACCAGAUGAGGACAGAGGAGCUGGAGCACACAAGCACAACAGUAAAGAACAAUCAAGAUGCCAAGGAAGACGAGGACGAAUACUAUGACGGCUAUGAGUCUGAUGAUGAAAUGUCUGGAGAUUACAUGCAUGAGCCACGAGUUGCGAUGUCGGUCAAACCCCAAGACAAAUCUUCCGUCUUUGAGGCUGAAAACACAGAGUUACAUAGAAAGAGAGGAAAGGGGAAGAAGAAGGGGAAAGGCCUGGGAAGGAAGAGGAAUCCCUGCCUGAAAAAAUACAAGAAUUACUGCAUUCACGGUACCUGCCAGUACCUCAGCAACAUCCGCUCGCCAUCCUGUGUGUGCCACCUAGAUUAUUCUGGGGACAGGUGCCAGUUCUUUACACUUCCAGUGCAGUCCCCAGGAGACUACAACAGAACAACAGCUCUGGCUGUGGUGGCAGUGGUGCUGUCGUCCAUCUGUCUCACCAUCAUAGGCCUGUUAUUACUGCUCAGGUUUCACAAACGGGGAGUGUAUGAUGUGGAGAGUGAGGCGAAGGUCAAACUAGGGUUGACACCAAACAAUUGAAAAGAUUAAAAGAGACAAAAAUUCAGAGAUCCUACCUCACACUAAAAAGAAGCGCGACUGAAGGUCCUGAAGGAGAAGAGAGCAUAUGUGAGAGGUGUGCGUCUCCCCACCCUUCAGCCAGAUGUUUCACCAGAUGUUUGGAUGAGCAGCUCAAAUUCCAGCUGCUCUCAGAUUACGCCAGUCUGGAAACAGACUACUGAAAGGCUCAGAAGAUGGACUGGAGAUGAGAAGAGACAAGCACAAAGAAACAGGUUUUUGGACUGUGCCGCUUCUUGAUUGAAAAGGUUUUAAAAGCAGUAAAAGCUAAAUCUGAACUAUUUCCUUUUUCUUUGCAAAGAAAAACAUUUUCUACUUUACUGCACAAAGUCAGCCUUUUUAUUUCUUUUGUUGUUUCUUUUGUUGCAUGUGUAUAGUGAAGAUAUAUUUAUGAUUUAAAUUUAUUUAUUUAUGCUUUAACUCUAUUUAUGAAACAUGUUCAUUUCAUUUAGCAGUUUUAAAAACAGUGACAUUACAAUUCUUUUUAUAUUUCUUUUGGGACAAUAUUUAUGUUUGAAAUAGAAAAAAAGAAAGACUAAAAUAAAUUGGAUGCUCCCUGAGUUCCUGGAUGUUUAACGAGAAUACCUGAACCCUUUAGACUUCAGUUUGGCCAAACUAAAGAACUGUGACUGAUACAUUCAUUUUAAGAUAAAACGAGAACAAUGCUUCAAAGCAAAGUUUAGAGGCUGGUGUUGAGUACAGUCAGCUGGGUUUGGUUGUACAGGGAACCAGUACAACCAGUAUAUGUGGGUUCCAGAUUCUUUAAGACUUGAUAACAGUUGGGAAGCUCCCAGCUUGUUUACAUUUCCCCACAUAACUUAGUCCUUCUGGUUCAGGGAUUUUACGGCCAUUAAAAAUGCGAGGCCGUUACAUUUUGCAGCACUGGUUCUCAGCCCAUUUCUGCAUCCAUGUCCAUGUUGGUGAUUCUCAGCGCACUGCAGCAAAAGUCGGAUGUGAAUGAAUUGUGAUAUUUUAUUAAAGGAGAAGCGUUCAGGCUCUCAUGGGAGAAAAUGUGAAUUCAAGUGUUCUGCCCUUUCAAAUUGUCAAUUGUAAAUUAUUUCUUUUAAGAGCAAAAUAAAUAAUUAUCCUCA